AUGAAGAACACCUACUGCGAGGACGAGGGACGAGGACUACAAUUUGAAGGCACCCAAAUCGUGGGAACUUCGUCAUAUGUAUACCUCAGACGUUCUAUGAACAUGGAAAACUACUUGAAGGAAGAACUGAAUAGAAGAAUGAGAGCAGCAUGGGCAGCAUUCGCACCCGUCAGGGAAGCUACGGAUCAACUGACGGACCAAGAUCUCAGUGCCCAUCUAUUUGACUCCACAGUUCUUCCAGCGCUCUGUUACGCAGCGGAGACGUGGGCAGGCACCACUACCACGUUCAAGAAACUACUCACUACCCAUGGAAUCCUUGAGAGAUGUCUUCUGAAGUUUAACCGGCGCACACAAUUUAGCCGCGAACGAGCGGAAUAUGUAUCGAGAAGAAAGCAAACAUGA
Molecule: messenger RNA, 402 nt
Organism: Necator americanus (New World hookworm)
Lineage: Eukaryota; Metazoa; Nematoda; Chromadorea; Rhabditida; Ancylostomatidae
Exons: 1
Coding region: 1-402 (133 amino acids)
Source: RefSeq, a predicted model, not a curated record